Messenger RNA from Ricinus communis (castor bean), 1361 nucleotides. Its product is annotated as sorbitol dehydrogenase. Bases 84 to 1178 code for a protein of 364 amino acids. The record is from RefSeq and is a predicted model, not a curated record. Gene Ontology annotation, molecular function: zinc ion binding; oxidoreductase activity, acting on the CH-OH group of donors, NAD or NADP as acceptor. Lineage: Eukaryota; Viridiplantae; Streptophyta; Magnoliopsida; Malpighiales; Euphorbiaceae. The transcript is spliced from 6 exons.
UCUCACCAUAUCUUUCACUACUCGGUUGCUAUUGGGAGCUGACAAUCUCUAUCCCUGUGUUUGUGUGCAAAGAGAUUAGCAAAAUGGGUAAAGGAGGGAUGUCUCAUGGUGAAAACAAGGAUGUGCAAGAAGAGAACUUGGCUGCUUGGCUUCUUGGUGUCAACACCCUAAAAAUUCAGCCUUUCAAGCUCCCUUCUCUUGGACCUAAUGAUGUUAGAGUAAGGAUGAAAGCUGUUGGUAUCUGUGGAAGUGAUGUACACUAUUUAAAGACCUUGAGAUGUGCACAUUUUGUGGUGGAGGAGCCUAUGGUCAUUGGCCAUGAGUGUGCUGGGAUCAUUGAGGGGGUUGGCAGCGAAGUUAAGAAUCUUGUGCCUGGAGACCGUGUAGCAUUGGAGCCUGGCAUCAGCUGCUGGCGGUGCGACCUCUGCAAAGAAGGUCGAUACAAUCUAUGCCCUGAAAUGAAGUUUUUUGCGACUCCACCAGUACAUGGUUCUCUGGCCAAUCAGGUGGUGCAUCCUGCAGACCUAUGUUUUAGAUUGCCAGAAAAUGUUAGCUUGGAGGAAGGAGCAAUGUGCGAACCUCUGAGUGUUGGUGUUCAUGCAUGCCGGCGAGCUAAUAUUGGUCCAGAAACAAAUGUGUUAGUGAUGGGAGCUGGACCCAUAGGGCUUGUUACAAUGUUAGCUGCUCGUGCCUUUGGAGCUCCCAGAAUUGUAAUUGUGGAUGUGGACGACUAUCGUUUAUCUGUUGCCAAGGAUCUUGGUGCUGAUGCGAUUGUUAAAGUUUCUACUAGCAUUCAGGAUGUGGCAGAUGAAGUGGUGCUGAUACAUAAAGCUAUGGGGACUGGAGUGGAUGUCACCCUUGAUUGUGCAGGAUUUAACAAAACCAUGUCGAGUGCCCUCAGUGCCACGAGGUCAGGUGGCAAGGUUUGCCUUGUGGGAAUGGGCCAUAAUGAGAUGACCGUUCCUCUUACACCAGCUGCAGCAAGGGAGGUUGACGUCAUUGGUGUAUUCCGGUAUAAGAACACAUGGCCACUAUGCCUUGAAUUUUUGAGGAGUGGUAAGAUUGAUGUGAAACCUCUAAUAACCCAUAGGUUUGGGUUCUCACAAAAGGAGGUUGAAGCAGCGUUUGAAACAAGUGCUCGCGGUGGGGAUGCCAUUAAGGUCAUGUUUAAUCUGUAAAACCCAGUCCCAGUCCCAAUCUUGGAGAGAUUCAAGUAACACAAUAGCCAUAUACAUUAAUGCUAUGAGUUUCAUAAAGUUUGGCUUUGGAUGUCAGUAUUCUGAGUUCCUACUUCCAUAAUAUCUGUAUGAUACUUAUACUGAGUUGCUUCACAUCACAUUCUGCCAAUUUCUUCAGCAACA